GUGGUGGCUGGAUGUUUUUUUUCCUUCCUCAGGGGUGGUGGCCGCUGUUUGGCUUCAGAGCUUCCCGAUCAGCACACGAAAGCAUGGGAAUGUUGCGAGGGAAUUUCUGAGUAAACUUGUGUUAAAGUGCGAGAUAAGUUACUGUAAGUUCCCCCACACGCUGUUCCACAACCCAGGAGCUCCGCCGUACCACCGAAAAGGCCGUUAGCGGACCGCGGUUGUGACAUUUUCACCGGCGAUCGAUCCCGGACAAAGGAAAAGAGACUUGUGAGCUAACGUUAGCUGGCUCCCGGGCUAACUUAGCAUUCCUCUAGCUGCGGCGCAAUGCAGGCCAUAAAGUGUGUCGUUGUCGGAGACGGAGCUGUGGGUAAGACCUGCCUGCUCAUCAGCUACACCACCAAUGCCUUUCCUGGAGAGUACAUCCCCACAGUGUUCGACAACUACUCCGCCAAUGUUAUGGUGGAUGGGAAGCCGGUGAACCUGGGCCUUUGGGAUACAGCAGGACAAGAAGACUACGACAGACUCCGCCCACUUUCAUACCCACAGACGGAUGUGUUUCUCAUCUGCUUUUCGCUUGUAAGUCCGGCCUCAUUUGAAAACGUCCGUGCCAAGUGGUACCCUGAGGUGAGACACCAUUGUCCCAACACUCCCAUUAUCCUGGUGGGUACCAAGCUGGAUCUGAGAGAUGACAAGGACACUAUGGAGAAGCUGAAGGAGAAGAAACUCUCCCCAAUUACAUAUCCUCAAGGACUGGCGAUGGCCAAAGAGAUUGGUUCCGUCAAGUACCUGGAGUGCUCAGCCCUGACUCAGCGUGGCCUUAAAACUGUGUUCGACGAGGCCAUCCGGGCCGUCCUCUGCCCUCCACCCGUCAAGAAGAAGGGGAAGAAGUGCUCUCUCCUCUAAGACUUCCUCCACUGGAACGGUUACAGGGGAACAUGACCGCUAGUGGUGAGGGUGGCUAAAGACACAGGAGAAACACACCAGUAUACAUACAUAUAUAUAUACACACACACACACACACACACACACACACACACAAAAACAAUGUACUUCAGAUUCUUUCCUUCCAUAAGUGUAGCUACAGCAGUUAUACCAACCGUUUCCAUGAAAACAAUUUGACAUAGGGUCAGAUUUAGGAGGUUGGAAGAUCAUAGACCCUAGUUCUUUCCCAUCAUCAUAUACUGUAUAGACAAGUGAAAUGAAAUUCUUGAGGCCUUCUAAAAUGGAUUGGAUGUUUUGUAAAAAAAAAAUGGACCGUGGAAUGUUUUCAAUUUGUUUUUCCACUGGUUGUCAACCUUUUAUUUUAUUUUUUUGUUUACAGUCUUUAUUGUUUUGAGUGGAAGAAACAUUGCCAAAUGCAUUCUGCCGACGUGCUGUAUUUUAGCAGAAGAAAAAAAAACCUUUUUGUUCUUUUGUCUCAGACCUUUAAACCUUCAAAAUCCAGCUGACGAUUCGCUGUCGUGUGCCGCUGUUUGUUCAGCUCCAUGAUCAAUGGCAUUAUAGCAGUUUUUCAGUUUCACUUUGUGAGGGCAGUCAUGUGUCACCGCACUGUCAACCAGGAACUUGAAGUAACCAUCUGUGAAGUUCUUUUUUUUUUGCCUCAAAUUAGUUAGCUGUUUUCAGUCCGAGCACACGAUUCAUGUUAAUUCAUUUCUAAUGAAUUGACUGAUGCCUGAAACAUACUGAAAUCUCAGACUGGGAACAGAUCUUCCGACACCAACAGUGCUAUUACAACCUUUAAAAAAAAUCAAGAAAUGAUCCAGUAUUUUGUGUUUGGCUCCAGUCAAGUCUAAUGGUAUUUUCUUUCCUCUUUUGCAAUGUUUCCCCUAGAAGUGUUUCAACUGUGUAGCUGCCCAGGAGUGCAAAGCUGAAAACUUUAUUAGAUAUCGGAUUAGAACUGUUUAGGUGUUUUGGUGGCGGGGAACAAGAGCACCUUUAAUGCUCUGUGGGCAUUUAUCAGAAACCUUUUUGUGCAGCACAUUAUGAUUUUUAAUAGCAUCACUACUGGCUAAGCAAUGUCACUAAGAAGAGCAUCAAUGCCUGCUAAUAACAGUAACAAAGCUACUGUCGGUUAUGGUGUAGUAUACAGUGUACUCAUCUUUUUGUUAUAAUCAUGUGAUUUGACUUUUUUGUAUCUUUCUCCACAGAAGUUACACUUCACUCACUGUAUUGUUAAACUAACACUAUGAAUAUCCUUUGUUUAUUACCUCUACAGUUAACGCUACCUUAAUCUCCCUACAAGCCUAGCUUUUUGUAAUUAAUGCUGAUAGCAUGUAUGUGCAACAUAUACUGAAAACUAAGAUUAGAAUUGCUACAGUUAUAUUUUUUGCCUAUUUACAAAAUGUAUUUGAACUACUAGAUCAGGGGUUAAGUACAUGUUGCUCAUCUGUAUUGUAUUCAGACAUCAAGCUGUGCUUUAAUUCAAGCCAAUGUUGUGACUCUUUAGUUUUAUGGAUAAAAGCUAUUGUCACUUUUUGAAAAAGCCAAUAAAUUCAAGUAAAACCGA
This is a messenger RNA of Dicentrarchus labrax (European seabass), 2506 nucleotides long. RefSeq names its product Rac family small GTPase 1b (gene rac1b). Gene Ontology annotation, molecular function: GTP binding; protein kinase binding; GTPase activity. The transcript has 6 exons. Bases 325 to 903 code for a protein of 192 amino acids. Gene Ontology annotation, cellular component: cytoskeleton; cell cortex; plasma membrane. The record is from RefSeq and is a predicted model, not a curated record. Lineage: Eukaryota; Metazoa; Chordata; Actinopteri; Moronidae. Gene Ontology annotation, biological process: small GTPase-mediated signal transduction; regulation of actin cytoskeleton organization; establishment or maintenance of cell polarity.